Monoraphidium neglectum is the source of this 3489-nucleotide messenger RNA. RefSeq lists its product as hypothetical. The record is from RefSeq and is a predicted model, not a curated record. The transcript has 8 exons. Lineage: Eukaryota; Viridiplantae; Chlorophyta; Chlorophyceae; Sphaeropleales; Selenastraceae. The coding region runs from base 1 to 3489 and encodes 1162 amino acids.
AUGAAAGCACCCGCCUCACAGCAGCAGCAGCAGCAGCAGCAGCAGCAGCAGCAGCAGCAGCAGCAGCAGCAGCAGCAGCAGCCUGCGGCUCCUCAGCCGCGCCAGGUGACGCCACUGCAGCAGCAGCAGGCGGAAGCCGUCACCACCCUGCAGCUGCAGCAGGAUCAGCCACGGCAGCCGCAGCCGCACCUGCCCGUGCCGGGCCCCAGCGCGUCGGCGCCCCUCGGCGGGGAAGUUGCCUCUCAGCCUGCAGCGGCGCCCGCCGCGGGGCCAGACCACAAUCUGGUCAAUACGCAAGGCGUUGGGGCGGCAGCAGGGGCCCGCGACGCGCCUGAGCCGCAGCUGGGCGCCUUGGGCGGCCCGGGCGGGGCAGCGAGCUCGGGUGGGGUCGGGCCCUUGGAUGAGUCUUUGUUCUGCUUGAUGGGCCUGGAUGUCAGUGGAGGGGCGUCCACCAGCAGCGCGGUGCAGCAGCAGCAGCAGCAGCCGCAGCAGCAGCAGCAGCAGCAUGAUCGGGAGCUACCGCAGGGGGAGCAGCAGCAGCAGCAGCAGCAGCAGGAGCAGCAGCAGCAGCAGCAGCAGCAGCAGCAGCAGCAGCAGCAGCAGCAGCAGCAGCAGCAGCAGCAGCAGCACGGCGGCGCGUUAGGGGGUGCGCCGGAUGUCCCACAGGCGGCAGCUGCGCAGCAGGCGCCACCACACCAACACCGCCAGCCGGGCGUCCCGACCAUGGUAGGCGGCGGCGCCGCUGCCGGCGGCGGCGCGGCGGUGGCGGCAGCCUCUUCGACGGUGGCCGCGGUUGAGAGCGCGCGUGCGGCGGGGCCGGUGGCCGUGCUGCGGCAGGGAGCUGGGGCCGACGCGCAGGGGGCGGCCCUCGGGCCCAUGGGCGGCGUAGCCGUCGGGAGCGGCGGCGCAGCAGCUGCGGCGGCGCCGCUGCCAGUGGACCGUCAAUUACAGCAGGCGCCCUCCAGCGGCAGCAGCAGCGGCGGUGGCGGUGGCGGCGGCGGCAGCAGCGGCGGCGCAGGGCCUUCUACAUUGGGGACUGCGCCUGGCCCCAGCCAGCAGCACGCACUUGCGCUGGCGAGCGCUUCCAGCGGCGUGAGCAGCGGCGCAGAGAUCGCCGGGCCCAGCAGCGGCUUUGGCGCGUCGGCAGCCGCGGCCGCGGCCGGCUUUGCGGCUGGGCGGCUCGGCAGCGGCUCGUUUGGCAGCAGCGGCAGCGGGGGCGGCGGCGGGCUGUCGGGGGCGCGGAAGAAGAAGACAACCACGAUGCGCGUCGGAUACGGCAAGAGCGACGACGUCGAGCUGGGGCCAGACAUUGCGGCUGCCAUCAGCCAGCAUCAGGCUGCUGCCUUGCACCACCAUCACAGCGGCGGUGGUGGCGGGAGCAGCGUCGGGAGCGUCAGCGGCGCUGGGGCGUCCACGCGGCCUUCGAUGGACGGGCUCGUGGGGUCCGGCUCCGCUGCCCUGCCAGAAGAUGUAUUUGGGCCGCCGGCUGCUGCGCAAGCUUCGUCGGAGGGGGCCCGCGCGGCGGCGACGCCUGCUAUCGACGAACACCUGCUGCCUCCCUCCGCCGACGGAGCGCCUGCAGCUGCGGCGGGGCUGCCUGGAGCCGCAGCGGCGGCGCCGCCCAGCGUCAAGCUUGAGGCGAGGACGCCGCUGGUGACUGCAGCGGACUUGACUGCAGACGGCCUGCGGCGGCGCCUCUCCGCGCUGCGGGGCCCUGCGCUGGAGCGCGCCCGUGCAGCGGUCGAGCUGCAGGCGGCGGCAGCAGAGGCCCUUGCGGCCCAGGAGGCGGCCGCGGCGGCAGCUGAGCGGAGGGUAGCCGCGCGGCGGCGGCGGCUGCUCGUGGAGAAGCUGCCCGCGGCGGCCGCAGAGCUGGCGGAAGCUGAGCGGAAGCUGGCGGCGGCGGUCGAGGCGGAGGCCUUCGAAUCCGCCGCUGCGCUGGACGCAGCUGCCGCGGCGGCGGCCGCCACGCGCGCGGGCGCGGAGGCGGCCCUGCGCUCCGCUGAGGCCGAGGCUGCGGCCGCGGCGCUCGAGCGGCGGCGGCUGGCUGCACUGCGUGGGCCGCUGCUGGCGGCGGCGGCAGAAUACCUGUCAGAUGCGGCAGAGGCGCGGGCGCGGGAAGGCGAGGAGGCGGCGGAGGAGGGCGGGGAGGCACUGGCGUGCGCGGAGGGGUCGGAGGCUGCGGCGGCGGCGGCGAUCGCCGGGCAUCAAGCAAAGGUGGAAGGUCUGCGGGCGGCGCUGGGCGAGCGCCGCGCUGAGCUGGCGGCGGACGUCGCCGAGGCGGCGGCGCCGGCCGAGGCGUCGCGCGCGGCGCUGCAGGAGCGGCGCGACGCGCUGGCGUCCGAGGUCGAGCAGCUGAGGGCGGCGCUAGCUGCCAAGGAGCGCGAGCUGACCGGGGCGUCGGAAGCUCUGGAGCUGGCGUGUGCGCAGGUGGCGUCGGCCACGGCGCAGUUCAACGGCCGCCGCGCCGGCCUGGAAGCCGACGCGCAGCUGCUCGAGGCCGAGGAGCGCGCCCUUUUGGAGGCGGAGGCGGCGGCGGGCGCCGCGCGGGAGGCGGCGGAGGCGGCGAGGAGGGCGGCGGGGGAGCGGGAGCAGGGCGCGAGGAAGGAGGAGGAGGAGAUCCGUCGGUGGGCCGCAGGGCGCUCUGCCGCCGCCGCCGCUGCAUCCUCCGCCGCCGCCGCCGAGGGCGCGGCCGCCGAGCUGCUUGCCUCCCUUGCGGCGGCCGAGGCGGCAGCUGCCGAGAAGGUGGGCGACCUGCGGGCGUGCCUCAACGAGGUGGCGGCCCAGCAGGCGGACGCGGCCCGGAGGGCGGCCGAGAGGCGGGCGCGCAGGGCCGAGGCAGAGGAGCGGGCGGCGGCAGCUGCCGCGAAGCUGCCCGAGGUGGAGGCGCAGAAGAAGGCGGCGGCCGCGGCCAAGGACUUCAAGGAGGCGGCGCGGCUGUCAGCAGAGGCCAAGGCGCUGGCGGCCGCGGCCGAGGCGGCGGCAGAGGACGCGCGCGCGCUCGGCGCGGCGCUGGCGGCGGCGGCGGGCGAGGAGGCCGGGCUGGAGGAGCAGGUGGCGGAGCUGCGGGGCGCUCUGCAGGAGCUGGAGAGGGAGGAGGGCGUCGCGCGCUGGCGGCGGCUCGCGGCCAGCCAGGCGCUCCGCAACAGGCAGCUCGCAGAGGCGGCGGCCGCGGCGGCGGCGGCGGCGGCGACGCCUGGCGGCGGCAGGGGUGGCGACCAGGAAGAGGCCGAGGCGGCGGCGGAAGCUGAGGAGCUGCGGCAGGAGGCGGAGGCUGAGGCGCGGCAGGCGGCCGAGUUGGAGGCGCGGUGGCGGCUGACCCGGGAGGAGAAGGUGGUGGAGGGGCUGGUUGCUGCGGAUGCGGCCGCUGAAGGCUCCGGCGGGGAGGCGGGCCGCGAGGGGGCUGGAGCGGACGCCGCUGGCGCCACUGCAGGGGCUGUGCCCGCAGCGGACGGGACCGAGGAGCAAGAGGAGGACGAGGGUAUUGUAUAA